Molecule: messenger RNA, 3530 nt
Organism: Eptesicus fuscus (big brown bat)
Lineage: Eukaryota; Metazoa; Chordata; Mammalia; Chiroptera; Vespertilionidae
Gene: ALDH3A2
Product: aldehyde dehydrogenase 3 family member A2
Exons: 14
Coding region: 81-1757 (558 amino acids)
Biological process (GO): aldehyde metabolic process
Cellular component (GO): cytoplasm
Molecular function (GO): aldehyde dehydrogenase (NAD+) activity
Source: RefSeq, a predicted model, not a curated record
UGGGGUGGAGCCCGCCCCCGGCGGCUGCCGGCAGUCCGGCUGGGCGGGUGCAGAGGACGCGUCUGGCGGUGCGGGGAGCCAUGGAGCGCCUGGUCCAGCGGGUCCGAGACGCUUUCCGGAGCGGCCGGUCGCGCCCCCUGAGGUUCCGGCUGCAGCAGCUCGAGGCGCUGCGCAGGAUGGUGCAGGAGCGCGAGAGGGACAUCCUGGCGGCCAUCGCCUCGGACCUGAGCAAGGGAACAAGAUUUUGCUCUGGCUUUAGUGAGCUGAACGCAUACAGCCAGGAAGUCAUUACCAUUCUCGGGGAAGUUGAUCUCGUGCUGGAGCAGCUUCCUGAGUGGAUUACUGCUACGCCCGCCAAGAAGAACCUGCUCACCAUGAUGGAUGAGGCCUAUGUCCAGCCAGAGCCCCUGGGGGUCGUCCUGAUUAUAGGGGCUUGGAACUACCCCUUCGUGCUCACCAUGCAGCCACUGAUCGGAGCCAUUGCUGCAGGAAAUGCUGUGAUUAUCAAGCCUUCUGAACUAAGUGAAAAUACAGCCAAGAUCUUGGCUAAGCUCCUCCCCCAGUAUUUAGACCAGGACCUGUAUGUUGUGGUUAAUGGUGGUGUUGAUGAAACCACCGAGCUCCUGAAGCAGCGAUUUGACCACAUUCUCUACACUGGAAACACUGCGGUUGGAAAAAUUGUCAUGGCAGCUGCUGCCAAGCAUCUGACCCCUGUGACUCUGGAACUGGGAGGGAAGAGUCCGUGCUACAUCGACAGAGAUUGUGACCUGGACGUCGCCUGCAGACGCAUCGCCUGGGGGAAGUACAUGAACUGCGGCCAAACCUGCAUUGCUCCCGACUACAUUCUCUGUGAACCAUCUCUCCAGAGUCAAAUCGUGCAGAAGAUUAAGGAAACUGUGAAGUCACCGCGCUGCCGCUGCCGCCGCCCACGCCUCACCGCCCGGGAGAAGAUCACAGUUCGGGAUACACCUUCUACUCAAGUCGUACCACUUUUGUACCGGCAUAAAGUCCACAAAUCUGAAGCUGAGCCCUCAAAGUUGGAAACAGAAUUUUAUGGAGAAAAUAUAAAGGAAUCUCCUGAUUAUGAAAGGAUCGUCAAUCUUCGUCACUUUAAGAGGCUCCUGAGUUUGCUUGAAGGACAGAAGAUAGCUUUUGGUGGGGAGACUGAUGAGGCCACCUGCUACAUAGCCCCAACAGUACUUACUGACGUUGACCCUGAAACCAAGGUGAUGCAAGAAGAAAUUUUUGGACCAAUUCUUCCAAUAGUGCCUGUGAAGAAUGCAGACGAAGCCAUAACGUUCAUAAAUGAGCGCGAAAAGCCAUUGGCUCUCUACGUGUUUUCUCACAACAGCAAGCUCGUCCGGCGGAUGAUUGACUGCACGUCCAGCGGGGGUGUCACGGCCAACGACGUGAUCAUGCACUUCACGCUCAGCUCCCUGCCCUUCGGGGGCGUGGGUUCCAGCGGGAUGGGAGCCUAUCACGGAAAACAUAGUUUCGAUACUUUUUCUCAUCAACGUCCCUGUUUAUUGAAAAGCUUAAAGAGAGAAAGUGCUAACAAACUCAGAUACCCUCCCAACAGCCAGUCAAAGGUGGACUGGGCAAAAUUCUUCCUUUUGAAACGAUUCAGCAAAGGGAAACUCGGUCUCCUGCUCCUCGCCAUCCUGGGCGUGGUGGCCGCCGUGCUGGUCAAGAAACACCGGGCUGUGCUGAGGAGGGAGGCCCUGCUGGGCUUCCUGGCCGCCCCGGGAGCCGUGUGAGCGGACGUGUCAGGAACCAGCUGUCUGUGGGAGUGAGGCUGUGUACUACUGAAGAGUGAUCCUGUUCCGCCUCCUCGCCGCCCCCACUGAAUUAUUCCUCUGUGAAGCAGUUAAUGAAGCCAUCGGUUUAGCAUCCUCCCCAAAAUGGAAAGAGAAUAUGCAGCACUGUAAUCAACCCUGACGUCAUUGCCAAGCGCCAUUAAUGCAACUUGCAUUUCAGCCAAAUCCCAGCAUUCCCCACUGAGGACACUCAGCACCUCCUCCAGACUGUGCUGCCCGGGUUGGGGCCAGGGAGGGAGGACGUCUGGAGCUGCCCCUGCAUCCCUGGCAGCUUAAAGGCGUCUCGGAACCAGCUCGGGGACUGCUUCCCCCCAGGUCCUGGGACAUGGGACACCCCGCCCGUCCCUGCUGUUGCCUCCAUCACUCUGGAAACUUUCAGGAGUUCAGUCCAGGGAGGUGAGGAUAGACUGUCCCAGGCUCUAGAACCGGGGAGAGGGGUCCCUGUCCCUCCUUCGCCCCUGGGGACCUGCGGACCUGACCUCCACGAGGCGGCCCACCCGGCAGACCAGGUGCUCCCUGGUUCCCGUCCACUCACCGUCCGGCCUUGUGUUUGGUUUGUGGCAUCUCUGGUCCCUGCCCACAGAGGCUUCCUGUGACGGCAGCCCCGAAGCCCCUGUAAACCCUGGGGCCUCCUGGAAGACGGCGCCCGUUUCGCUCGGGUGUCACCGUCACUCGCACGGUGUAGGCGUUCUGGGAUCUAAUCUCACAAACCCUGACUGGCACUUUAAAGGGAGUAGUGGGAGUGUGUACUUACAAGGCUUACCCUCUGUCAGGGCCCGGAAGUUGCAAGUUAGUGGUUUUCCCAGGACAGAUCUUUAAGUUUUUUAUUUCUGUAGCACAAUGCAAGUAAAUUGUACUUUUUUAAGCUUCAGAGAGGCCCCUUUUGGGGAACCCAUUUCCUGUCUGUCUUGGACAGGAGGCCUUGGAUGCUCAGGACCUCGGGGUGGGUCAUUUGGAGAAAUCUGCAGGAGGACUCGACGCCGUAGCAGUUGGCCAGGCUGAGGGGGUGGAGGACCGAGCAGCUCACCGGAGGGUGGCAGGACCUGCGGGCCCUCAGCCGGGGAUGAGCUAAUCAGGAGCCCCGAGGAGGGCGGGCUCCCCGCGGGGCCUGCUGAGGGACUGGCGGCCAGAGCCCCACCUUCCCCCCAUUUGAAACAGACUCCGCCCACUCAAUGAGAAUGUAGUUUACUUGAUGGAAUGUAUAAUCAGCUUUGUUGAAUGAGUUUGUUCCAUGAAGACUGUCUGAAGUAUCUUUAUCACAGAAUGAGGCGUCAAGAAUUAAUCACUACACUGGUUUAGGAGAAAGUUGCUUAAACUGUAACAAUAAAAUAAUCAUAAUUUCAAUAUGGCAUUUUCAUUUAGUAAAUUGUAAUUAUAAUUUCUAGUUAAACUAAAUUAUUGGCUUGUCUAGUAGUAUAUUCUGCUUCAGAAUAAACCAUUAUAUUUGAUGAAAGUGGUAUGAUUUCCAUAACAUUCUUAGCGUGGAACCUCAGACAUGGUCUUUGGGAGAGAAUUCUUUGAUCAUGUAUUUUCUCCACCUAUAAAUACAUACUUUGUCUUUACCAAAGGCGGGGUCUCAGCUUUCUUUAAGACCUGCGUCCUCGUUUUAAAUUCCAGCUAAGGAGGUUUUCUCAGGCUUUGCUUUCUGCCCUUCGUGAGUUUGGUUUUUGUUUUUUAAAAUACCUAUGUAGUAAAUAGUUUUUUCCACCUACA